Messenger RNA from Cyprinodon tularosa, 409 nucleotides. RefSeq names its product integumentary mucin C.1-like. The transcript is spliced from 3 exons. The annotation marks the transcript as partial. NCBI's taxonomy places the organism in Eukaryota, Metazoa, Chordata, Actinopteri, Cyprinodontiformes, Cyprinodontidae. The record is from RefSeq and is a predicted model, not a curated record.
GAGCAAACAGAUAUAAUCUCCUGGAGUGAAUUUUAUUUAUUUUGAAGACAUCAUUUGAAAGAGAAAUCCAGCAACCAUGAAGAGAAUAUCGACGGUCAUGAUUCUUUUUGCGGCUAUAGGAAUACAACAAAUGCAGUGGUCCAGUUCGACCACAGCUGCUCCAACAACUACAACAGCUGCACCCACAACUACCACAGCUGCUCCAACAACCACAACAGCUGCACCCACAACUACCACAGCUGCUCCAACAACUACAACAGCUGCACCCACAACUACCACAGCUGCACCAACCACCACCACAGCUGCUCCAACAACCACAACAGCUGCUCCCACAACUACCACAGCUGCUCCAACAACUACAACAGCUGCACCCACAACUACAACAGCUGCUCCCACAACUACAACAGCU